AUGGCCGAUUACGGGAACCAACAGCGGCCAGACUUUGCGCGCGGUCCGGGCCCUGGACAGCCCGCAGGCGCAAGGGAAACCGCCUUUACAAACAUCUUCGGCGCCAACCCUGCCAUGGCUGGCCGCUCGCAGACGAUGACUUCGCAGUCCCAUCCGCGCAUGAAUGAUCGGGCUGCUACAAUGUCCAGCCAGACGGCUGACAUGAUGCAGCGCGCCCCGCCAAUGCGUCAGCCUGUCAAUGGCUACGAUCGACGCCCUCAACCGCCGUACGAUGGGCGCACGGGACCCGGCUUCGGGGAGCAGCGCCCCAUGGAUCCGCAGAAUGGCUACAACCGCCCCGUGCAGAACGGUUACGGCCCAAAUUCGCGAUAUCCUGAAGCGCAGCAGCCACAACAACAGCAGCCGCAGCAGCAGCAGCAGCGCCAGCCGCAGCCACAGUACUUGCCACAACCCCUUCGCCCUGAGCGCCAGCCAUACGGCCAGCCCCAGCGGUUUGACCCCCGAACGCCUGUCGGUCAGCCCCCGUACAACAAACCCAUCCCUAAUCGCUUUCCCGGCCCUCCGGGUCCUGCUAUGAACGCAGACCCGUACCGCUCACAAUCGCUAGCACUGAACCCGCGUCCACAAUUCACCCCUGGCGGUCCGUCGCAUCCAUCCCAGGCCAACACGUUCCGUCAACAGCCAUACAUGAACCACAUGGCAAGAACGACAGCCCAGGGCCGAGUGGUGCCGGAGCGCCCUGAUGAGCGGACCAUGUCCAUGACCUCGUAUACACGAGACCCCGAACACACGCAGACCAUGAGUGGAAGAAUCAUACCAAGUCGAAGACGAGAAUCGGGCGGGAAUGACAUGGUACCGCCUGGCCACCCUCAGGAUAGGGGACUGCCACCAAAUCCCAGAAGUGUCAGCCAGGGCAGCAUGCCAAACCAGUCACAGAGCCAGUCGCGGACCAUGUCCAUGGCAUCCACUAUUGUGCCUCCCUCGGAGCGUACCAGCACCAUGUCUUCCAUGAGCUCGCGUCCUGAUUCCACCCAAACCAUGGGCAGCAACUCCAGCAACAACAGGACUUCUAACCAGUCGAUGAAUUCAUUGACACCUAGCGGUCAACAAGCGCCCGCCCAGCGACGCGCGCCUCUAGUCUAUCCCGCCCUCUUGUCUCGAGUCGCAGAAACCUUUCAGGAUAGAGUGGGCCUUACAGAGAAAGAGAAGGACGGCCUCGUGUACAAGCAGGCUUUCACUGGCGCGGAUGCUGUCGAUCUCAUCUCGUUUAUCAUCAAAACGACGGAUCGCAAUCUAGCGCUGCUCCUCGGCAGGUCUCUGGACGCGCAAAAGUUCUUCCAUGACGUGACAUAUGCCCACCGAUUGCGCGACUCAUCCAAUGAGAUUUAUCAGUUCCGCGAGACCAUGGUCGAGGACAAGUCGGAGAUUAAUGGUGUCUUCACUCUCCUCACAGAGUGCUAUUCUCCUACAUGUACUCGUGACCGUCUUUGCUAUUCCAUUGCGUGUCCCCGCCGCCUGGAGCAGCAAGCUCGUCUCAACAUGCGCAUUCAGCCUGGUCUCAAACGCGAGGAGUCUAGGGCAAGUUUGCACGAAGAAAAAGAUAAUGAAGAACAGAAGUUGUGGAUCAACACUGUUCCAAAAGAGAUUUCCGACAGCGUAUCUGAGAAGGAGCAGAAGAGGCAGGAGGUCAUUUCUGAACUCAUGUACACCGAGCGCGAUUUCGUAAAGGAUCUCGAGUACCUCCGAGAUUUCUGGAUGAAGCCCCUGCGCAACCCGGCAACAUCGCCUAUCCCCGAGCACCGUCGCGAAAAAUUCGUCCGGACUGUAUUCUCAAACUGUCAAGAGGUUUACAUGGUGAACUCCCGUAUGGCCGAGCAGCUCACCAGGCGACAGCAGAAGGAAGCCGUCGUUCGGAAUGUUGGAGAUAUCUUCUUGGAAUAUGUGCCGCAUUUUGCGCCAUUUAUCAAGUACGGUGCCAACCAGCUCUUCGGUAAGUACGAGUUUGAGCAUGAGAAACGCACAAAUACUGGCUUUGCCAAGUUUGUGGACGAAGUAGAGAGGAUGAAAGAAUCGCGAAAGCUGGAGCUGAACGGUUAUCUCACCAAACCAACAACGAGAUUGGCUAGGUACCCGCUACUCUUGGAGAAUAUUGUCAAGUACACAGCAGACGACAAUCCUGACAAGGAAGAUAUUCCCAAGGUCAUCAAGAUCAUCAAGGAAACUUUGUCCAAGGUCAAUGUUGAGUCUGGAAAGGCGGAGAACCAUUUCAACCUGAUGCAGCUCAACAAGGAUCUCAAGUUUAGGCCUGGCGAAUUUGUCGACUUGAAGUUGACCGACGAGAACCGACAGCUGGUUUUCAAGGGCACGCUGAAGAAGACCCCGACCGAAACUACUGGCGACAUUACUUGCUACCUCUUUGAUCAUGCAGUCCUACUGGUACGCGCAAAGACUGUGAACAAACGCGAAGAGCAAAAGGUUUACAAGAAGCCUAUACCGCUCGAGCUAUUAGUAAUCACUCAGAUGGAGGAAGUCAAUCCCAAGCUAGGCAUCGCAAAACGCCCGUCAGCAAACUUGAUCGCAGGCAAAGCCAUUGCCGCUGCAACACCAAGAAACAACGAUCCCAAGCAACAAGGAUACCCCAUCACAUUCAAGCAUCUCGGCAAAGGCGGUUACGAGUUGACGCUAUUUGCCAGCACCCCCAUUUCGCAGCAAAAGUGGAUGGAGCACAUUGACACACAGCAGCGAACCUUGAGAGAACGUAGCAACAUCUUCACAAAGACUAUUGUCAACGAAGGUUUCUUCUCUCCGACUAUCAGAGUCACGUGUGCUGUCCCUCUCGAUGGUGGACGCAAGCUGGCCCUGGGUACGGAUGCUGGUGUCUAUGUUGUGGAACGGAAGCCGAAAGAUGCCUCGAUACGGCCGCGUCGUGUGCUGGAUUGCAAGGGCGUUACCCAGAUUGAAGUCCUGGAACAACACGCCAUUGUGCUUGUCUUGGCCGACAAAACUCUUUACUCAUACUCUACCGAUGCCCUGGAGCCCGACGAGUCACAAGCAAUGGUCAAGCGGCCACGCAAGAUUUGCCACGCCAACUUUUUCAAGGCUGGCAUUUGUUUGGGACAACAACUAGUUGCCGCUGUCAAGACAUCCGCGCUCUCGACCACGAUCAAGGUGUACGAACCAAAGGAACAGAUGGGCAACAAGAACAAAAAGUCUGGCUUUGCGAAGAUGAUGCUCUCUACGGGCGGCGCAGAUCAACUGAAGCCUUACAAGGAGUUUUACAUUCCUACCGAAUCCACAUCGAUACACUUCCUGCGGUCCAAGCUUUGCGUUGGCUGUGCGCGUGGAUUUGAAGUGGUCAGUCUCGAGACGCUCGAAACACAAUCGCUUCUUGAUCAGGCCGAUACAUCGCUCGACUUUGUCGUGCGGAAAGAAAACAUCAAGCCCAUUCACAUCGAGCGCAUGGGAGGAGAAUUCUUGCUUUGCUACACCGACUACUCGUUCUUUGUCAACCGCAAUGGCUGGCGGGCACGACCGGACUGGAAGAUUACCUGGGAAGGCACGCCCCAGGCUUUCGCAAUCUUCAACCCUUACAUUUUGGCUUUCGAGCCUAGCUUCAUCGAAAUCCGACAUAUGGAGAGCGGUGGUCUGGUUCACAUUAUUACAGCCAAGAACAUAAGAUGGUUACACACAUCAACAAGAGAGAUACUAUACGCGUACGAAGAUGAAAUCGGUAACGACGUGAUUGCAAGCCUGGACUUUUGGCAAACAGGAAAUGGAGGAAAGCAAUCCCUCGAUACCCAGCGGUCCUACGAAAAGAGCUAGAACUUGCCCACCCAACAAUAAGAUUCAGCAAGUUUUCAUCAUUUCACAAACAUUCGAGAGCUUCUUUCAUCACGUUACCGAGUACACCAAAUUCGAGGCAUCCAAUCCCCACAGUCGCAGAAGAGCUGGCAAAUGAACCCCUACCAUUACCCGUACCUGCUCCACGUUUCCAUCCUGCCGACGGCUAACAGGGAUAAUGAUCAAAGAGAAUCGGCCACAGAAAAGCUGGGCUAAACCGAGCCGCGGCGGGACCGGUGGUUGUUAACGAUGGAAUGUUGGCCUUUUUUUAUAACAAAUCCUUUUUUCAUCUCUCUCUCUCUUGCUCCCUUUUUCUACCUUUCUACUGCGAACUUGCCGAGUUUUUUCUCUUCCAAAAUCAGGAUAGGAGAGUUAUCUUUGUAUCAUACUAGAAUUUUUAGCGAGCGGCGAUUUGUUUGUGGGUUUUUCUGAGAAUAUGUGAUGGGGAUUUUGUUUUCUGGCUUUGGAAUUGGGGUGUAUGUGCGUGUGUCUGUGGGGAAUGAUGGAUGCCGUGUGUCUGCUGUGUGCUGUGUGCUGUGUGUGUAGUGCGAAAGCUCGGAUCUUGAGAUGUAAUUGAAGAAGCGAUUUAGCG
Pyrenophora tritici-repentis Pt-1C-BFP is the source of this 4432-nucleotide messenger RNA. NCBI's taxonomy places the organism in Eukaryota, Fungi, Ascomycota, Dothideomycetes, Pleosporales, Pleosporaceae. The record is from RefSeq and is a predicted model, not a curated record.